UUGCUUUUCUCCAGCUCUGUCAAUUCCCUCUUUCCCACCAUGAGUCUGCAACUGAACAUCAAGUCUGGUGGUAACAAAGGGGGCUUCAGUGGGCAUUCGGCAGUGGCGCUGAGGAAGGCUGUGGGCAGUGUGGCUUCUCACCGUGUGAAUGGCAAAGGAGCUGGGGCUAGCUUCAGCAGUCAGAGCCUCUACAGUCUUAGAGGGGGUCAGUGUAUUCCCCUCAACGUGGCUGGUGGUAGUGUUCGGACUGGAGGUUACAGCUUCUGGCCUGCCACUGGGUAUGGAGGGGGCCGGGCCACUGGCUUUGCUGGCAGAAUGUUUGGCAGUGUGGCCCUGGGGCCUGUGUGCCCAUCCAUGUGCCCACCUGGGGGAAUCCACCAGGUCACCAUCAACAAGAACCUCCUGGCCCCCCUCAACGUGGAGCUGAACCCUGAGAUCCAGAAAGUACGUGCCCAGGAGCGGGAACAGAUCAAGGCUCUGAACAACAAGUUUGCCUCUUUCAUCGACAAGGUGCGGUUCCUGGAGCAGCAGAACCAGGUGCUGGAGACCAAGUGGGAGCUGCUGCAGCAGCUGGACCUGAACAGCUGCAAGAAGAACCUGGAGCCCAUCUUUGAAGGUUACAUUAGCACCCUGCGGAAAAAGCUAGAGAUGCUGUCUGGGGACAGAGUGAGGCUGGACUCGGAGCUGAGGAGCAUGCGGGACCUGGUGGAGGACUACAAGAAGAGGUAUGAGGUGGAGAUUAAUCGACGCACGACAGCUGAGAAUGAGUUCGUGGUGCUCAAGAAGGAUGCAGAUGCAGCCUACACAGUUAAGGUGGAGCUCCAGGCCAAAGUGGACUCUCUGGAUAAAGACAUCAAGUUCCUGAAGUGUCUGUACGAUGCGGAGAUGGCUCAGAUCCAGACCCAUGCCAGUGAGACCUCUGUCAUCCUGUCCAUGGACAACAAUCGGGACCUGGAUCUGGACAGCAUCAUCGCCGAGGUCCGUGCCCAGUAUGAAAAGAUAGCCCUGAAGAGCAAGGCUGAGGCUGAGGCCCUGUACCAGAGCAAGAUCCAGGAGCUGCAACUGGCAGCCGGCCGGCAUGGUGACGACCUCAGACAGACCAAGAACGAGAUGUCAGAGCUGAACCGGCUCAUCCAGAGGAUCCGAUGUGAGACUGGAAACGUGAGGAAGCAGUGCGCCAACCUAGAGACAGCCAUUUCCGAUGCUGAGCAUCGGGGAGACAACACUCUGAAAGAUGCCCAGGCCAAGCUGGAUGAGCUGGAGGCCGCCCUGCACCAGGCCAAGGAGGAGCUGGCCCGGAUGCUGCGUGAGUACCAGGAGCUCAUGAGCCUGAAGCUGGCCCUGGACAUGGAGAUCGCCACCUACCGGAAGCUGCUGGAGGGCGAGGAGUGCUGGAUGUCUGGUGAAAAUCCAUCUUCUGUGAGCAUCUCUGUCAUCAGCAGCAGCAGUGCAAGCAGCUACCACCCUGGCUCCUCUGUGAGUACUGCCCUUGGGGCCAGUGGUAUUGCAGGGAGCUCUGGCAGCACCCGAAGUGAGCAGACCAAGAGCAAAGGGGUACAAGUAGGAGACCCCAAGGACUCUCAAGGCAAGAGCACCUCCGUCAGCGCACUAGCCAGGAAAGCUACCCGAUGA
Pteropus alecto (black flying fox) is the source of this 1632-nucleotide messenger RNA. It is a transcript of the gene KRT74, whose product is annotated as keratin 74. The record is from RefSeq and is a predicted model, not a curated record. Gene Ontology annotation, biological process: intermediate filament organization; keratinization. The transcript is spliced from 9 exons. Gene Ontology annotation, molecular function: structural constituent of skin epidermis. NCBI's taxonomy places the organism in Eukaryota, Metazoa, Chordata, Mammalia, Chiroptera, Pteropodidae. Gene Ontology annotation, cellular component: keratin filament. The coding region runs from base 40 to 1632 and encodes 530 amino acids.